CACACUUACAACAUCAGCAUUGCCCUUCCAUCGGUCUACCAAUCUACAACUCUAAAUCACAUUGUCAACUCACUCCCAAAAACGGCAACACAAAAUCCGAGAAGCUUUCCAGUUCUACUGUCAGCCAUCAAUCUAAACUCAAAAUGUCUCGCAACGACACAUAUCUUUCCCUUUGCCUUGCUCAAGCCGAGUUGUCACCUCUCCACUACCGCCACGGAGCUAUCAUCGUUCGUGGCGGUAAAGUGAUCGGCCAAGGCUUUAAUUAUCACCGUCCCGGCUUCGACGGCGGCUCUCUCAAGGCUGGAGUCCUCCCAUCCUGCCAUUGCAGAACUCAAGCAACGUUUGAAGUCCAAGCCGAAGCCUAUGUCUAAGCUGGACCCGGAUAAUCAUCUGCAGUCUACUACUUUUACACCGUUUGAGGCCAUUGGCAAUGGUUGCAGUGCCAAUGAGACACUCUCUCUCCACUCAGAAAUGAUGGCCAUUCAAUCUGCUCUCUCCUUGUCUUCUGCUGCUCAGGCGGCUCAAACCUCUGCGAGGGGCGCCAAGUACUUUGAAAAACCGUGCUUCUCCUUAUUACCGGGUGAUUCUAGAAAACGAAAGUUACGAGCAAGCGCGCCUAGAGCGUACGUCGAGUCGGUCAUUGGGGAGAGUGAGGAGGGUGGAAAGUCCUGCGGUGGCAAGCACUCGGUUCAAAAGUCGCGUUUUGAAUCGGGUGCAUGUCAACCAGGUUUCCAAGUCUAUGUCCAACGUGUCGAACGACAAGGAGAAAGACAGUGGGUUCUAUCUGAAGGAGAAGAAGAAGAAGAAGAAGAAAGAGAAGGAGAAGGAGAACGGGGAUUCGUACACCUAUCACGAGACCUAUCACUCUCAGUGUAAAGGGAAGUUGGAUUUAUCAAUAUCAAAUGAUUUUGGAAUAAACAAGACAUCCUCCUCGCUAGGACCCUCCAGCAAGACCUCCUCAAGGGACAACUUCAUCAGCAAGCAAAAAUACCAAAACAAGGUCAGUACCCUCUAUUCUCAAUCUUUCGCCAAGUCAUACUAACCAAUCCCAGAACCACAAAAAGCACACUCAGCAAACCCCUUUAAAAACAGAGACAGUACUCAUCACCAGAAGACCAACUCUAUCCAGCAAACCAUCCAUAGUAUCUCGAACCAAAGACUCCCGCCUCAAAGGUUCAGACCUCUACGUCGCCCGUCUAGGACAAUGUACCUCCCAACCCCUCAAACCCGCUAAACCUUCCAUCCCCCGCCUUCUCCUGCUCCCACUCCCUCAUCCUCCCCCCCUCAAGAAAGACGAACCCCCACAUCCCUCCACGACGAGCUCUCCCCUCACCUCCAUACCUCCGUAUCACCAUCCCCAACCCCCAAUUCAACACCAUCCUCAAUGCCUGAAAUCAGAGCCUCGCGUCCUUGCUAUAGAUGUGUGACAGCUAUGCACGCGGUAGGCAUCAAGCGCGUGUUCUGGACUAAUGCUGAGGGUUCCUGGGAAGGGGCUAAAGUGAGGGAUUUGGUGGAUGCGCUUGAAGGGGGUGGAGCGGUGGAGAGUGGUGGGGGUGUGGAUAGUGUUAAUCGUGGGGUUUUUGUUACGAAGCAUGAGGUGCUUGCGUUGAAGAGGGGGAUGGAAGGGGGGCGGUAG
Hymenoscyphus albidus is the source of this 1636-nucleotide messenger RNA. The record is from the annotation of a GenBank genome assembly. NCBI's taxonomy places the organism in Eukaryota, Fungi, Ascomycota, Leotiomycetes, Helotiales, Helotiaceae.